AUGAAAUUUUAUAUGAACUGUAACUCAAACGAUUGCGGAAAUCAGGGUCGAAAAAAAAGUUGGUAAAAAAGAGAGUUCGAAGUCAAGUGUCAAUACGUUUCUUCAGCAAAAACAAAAAUAAGAAAUACCAUCAUUAUCAACAUCAUCAUCGUAAUCAUAAGGCUACACAUCACAUGAUAACACGGUCCUUCAGUAAAAAGAAUAAUAACAUAUACUCUCACCAUGAUAAUGAUAAUGAUAUUUUAAACGCCAAAGAUAUAACGAUAAUUGAGUGUGUUAAUGAUGAUUGCCUGGCUGAAAUAUUCAUGUAUGUGCCAGCAUGUGAAAGACCAAAAAUUGCAUUGGUAUGCAAAAAAUGGGAAAGAGCCCUUGAUUAUUCUUGGUUUAAUGUCAAAAAACUUGAACUAACUUAUUGGGAAUAUGACGAGUAUCCACAUUUUUUAGUGAGAAAUUAUCCAAGAAUCAAUGGACAAUUCAAGUUUUUGAAAUCACUGCUUUAUAAAUGUGGUCGUUAUUUAACAGAAUUAGACUUGUCAAUCUAUGGUUAUUGUAACAUAUUGCCAGUUAUUAAUGAGUAUUGUCAAAAUCUCGUAAAACUUCGAAUAAGAAUCCAUAAAGUUGAUAAUGCGAAAUUACAUAAUGCAUUUUCGAAUCUUUCUAAACUUGAAGUAUUGAAAAUUAUAUUGCAUGGUUGUUUUGAUGAUAUAUGUUCACAAGUAUCUUCAACUUUAAUUGAUUCAUUGUUAAAUGUUGCUGAUACAUUGACUGAUCUCAAUAUUUCAAAUUGGCCUGCAGUCCUUUAUGGAUUACCUUAUUUUCCAGACAACAUGAUGAGUGUAAUUCCUCAACUAAAGGCCUUAAGAAAAUUUUCAAAUGCUGGUAUAGGAUGUCCCAGACGUUUACGCGACUAUUUCAAGUUUCUUAACAAUUUUAAAACAGUAACAUGCAUUCCUGAAGAUACUUGUUACAUGAUAAAUAAAAUUGGUGAUGAGGAGCUCAUUGAAAAUAUUGAAGAAUUAGAUAUUAUUGGUUGGCGAAUUACCGAUAAUGGAAUAUAUAAUAUUGCUAAUACUAUAAAACGAUUACACACACUAAGUGUAUCAUGUCAAUUGCUAACCGAUGCUGGUAUCGUUACAUGUACAAAGAUGAAUAAUUUAAAAUAUCUUGAAUUUAAAGGCUUUAAUAAUGUCACUGACUCCUCAAUUAAAUUGCUCAAAAAUUUAACACACUUAACGUUACCAUUCAGCAAUAAAAUUACUGAUGAAUCAGCAAUUAAAGUUCUUGAAAAUUCACCAGACAUGAUUUAUUAUUGCGUUAGAGACACAGGUAUAACACAUAAAUUUAUUGGAAAAGCAGCAGAAAUAUCAAGAAAUCGUGAAAUAGAAUUAAAUAUAGUUGUUACACUUGACCCUGAUCAAACUGAAUAUGAAUAUUUGGAUAUUGAUUAUAUAUAAAAAGUUUAUAUAUAAUAAUAUAAUAUAAUAAUAUAUAUUUAUUAUAUGUAAUUAUAUUAUAAUUAUAUUAUAAAUAUAUAUCAUUAUAUUAUAUUAUCAAGUAAAAGUAAUUAAAGUUACAUGUCUUUUCGACAAAGUACAAGAAAAAAAAAAUUAAUAAUAUAAUUGCUUGAUACAACAUUACUUAAAAAAAGUAAUGAUAAAGUAUUAUUUUAAUUUUAUUUUUUUUUGUAUCAUGGGGCUUGUUCAUUCAAGCGUUUCAUAGAUUACAAAAAAAAUGAAAAAAGAAUUACAAAUUUUUACAAAUGAAAAAACACAAAUAUUAUUUAAACAAAAAAGAAAUAAUAAUAGAGUAAAGAUUUUAAAUUUUUUUUUUUUUGAAUAUAAUUAUUCAACAGAUCAUUUUAAUCACGAGAUACAAAAUAAUGAAAAUUAGUUAAUAUACUAAAUUGGGUAGUUGGUAGUUAAUAUACCAACAUAAGAGUCUGGAAAAAAAAUUUUUAUUAUUAUUACAUAUUUAUUAUAUGUAAAAUUAUAUUAUAAUAUAUAUCUUAUCAUGAUGACUAUUGUAUAUAUAUUUAUUAUAUAUAAUUAUAUUAUAGUCUUUUUAUAAUAUAUAUUAUAUCAUAAUAAAUAUUAUUUAUGUUUAUUAUAUAUAAUUAUAUUAUAAUCAUUUUAUAAUAUAUAUAUUAUAUCAUAAUAAAUAUUAUUUAUGUUUAUUAUAUAUAAUUAUAUUAUAAAGAUAUCAUAUUAUAUAUAUAUAAUAAUAAUAAUUAUUAUUAUAUAUAUAUAUAUGCUAAUAGAAGAUAGUAGCGGGUUAUUUGUGCCAGAAAAAUUAUUUACAACUAAUUUUUCUGGUAUCAUAAUAACAAAAAAAGUUUUUUUUUUUUUUACUUCUAUUGAUAUGAAGCUGUAUAAUUAAUUAAUUAACUAUCAGUGUAUAAUAAUUAAUUCAUUAUAAACUUAUAUUGUAAGAAUGAAAAUUUUUAUUGAAAUAAAAAAAAAGUGGUAU
This is a messenger RNA of Aphidius gifuensis, 2466 nucleotides long. RefSeq lists its product as uncharacterized. Gene Ontology annotation, biological process: SCF-dependent proteasomal ubiquitin-dependent protein catabolic process. Gene Ontology annotation, molecular function: protein binding. The record is from RefSeq and is a predicted model, not a curated record. Gene Ontology annotation, cellular component: SCF ubiquitin ligase complex. Bases 174 to 1454 code for a protein of 426 amino acids. NCBI's taxonomy places the organism in Eukaryota, Metazoa, Arthropoda, Insecta, Hymenoptera, Braconidae. The transcript is spliced from 5 exons.